Molecule: messenger RNA, 1410 nt
Organism: Acanthochromis polyacanthus (spiny chromis)
Lineage: Eukaryota; Metazoa; Chordata; Actinopteri; Pomacentridae
Product: collagen alpha-1(I) chain-like
Exons: 3
Coding region: 1-1410 (469 amino acids)
Source: RefSeq, a predicted model, not a curated record
AUGAGGAGGGUGACAGUACCCCCCCCUCUCAAGGUGCGCCUCCUGGCGCACCCAGGACCGAUCGGGGACGGCCCGGAUGCAGGACAGGUUGGGGCUGGACCGGCAGUAGAGAGCCUGACCAACGGAGGUCCUCCGGCGGCCGGGCUGGGAACCGGCAGGAGGCACGACGGGACCCUUCUGGAGGCCGGGCUGGGAACCGGCAGGAGGCACGACGGGACCCUUCUGGAGGCCGGGCUGGGAACCGGCAGGAGGCACGACGGGGACCUUCCUCCGGGGGUCGAGCCGGUGGCCAGGCUGGAAACCGGCGAUGAGGGAACCCCUCCGGGGGUCGGGCCGGUGGCCGGGCUGGAAACCGGCAGCAGAAUCGGCGGAACCCCUCCGGGGGCCGGGCUGGGAACCGGCCGCAGAAUCGGCGGAACCCCUCCGGGGGCCGGGCUGGGGGCCGGACUGGAAACCGGCGACGGUGGAACCCCUCUGGGGGCCGGGCAGGUGGCUGGACUGGAAACCGGCGACGGACUGGAGGGUCAGGAGGGACAGGAAGGACAGACUGGACUGGAGGGACUGACUGAACUAGAGGGUCAGGAGGGACAGGAAGGACAGACUGAACUAGAGGGUCAGGAGGGACAGGAAGGACAGACUGAACUAGAGGGUCAGGAGGGACAGGAAGGACAGACUGAACAGGAGGGACAGGAAGGACAGACUGGACUGGAGGGACAGACUGAACAGGAGGGUCAGGAAGGACUGACUGAACUGGAGGGACAGGAAGGACAGACUGGACUGGAGGGACAGACUGAACUAGAGGGUCAGGAGGGACAGGAAGGACAGACUGAACUCGAGGGUCAGGAGGGACAGGAAGGACAGACUGGACUGGAGGGACAGACUGAACAGGAGGGUCAGGAAGGACUGACUGAACCAGAGGGUCAGGAAGGACUGAUUGAACCAGAGGGACAAGAGGGACUGACUGAACGAGAGGGACAAGAGGGACUGACUGAACCAGAGGGACAAGAGGGACUGACUGAACCAGAGGGACAAGAGGGACUGACUGAACCAGAGGGACAAGAGGGACUGACUGAACCAGAGGGACAGGAGGAGCUGACUGAACCGGAAGAACUGACUGGACAGGAAGAACUGACUGGACAGGAAGAACUGGAGGGACUGACUGGACAGGAGGAACUGGAGGGACUGACUGGACAGGAGGAACUGGAGGGACUGACUGGACAGGAAGGACCGACAGAGCCAGAGGAACAGGAGGGACUGACAGAGCCAGAGGAACAGGAGGGACUGGAGGAACUGACUGAACCAGAGGGACAGGCUGGAGAGACAACACAGGGGAGACCACUCCUGCAUGGGAACCAUACGGUGUUAAUUUGGUCCCUGCAGGAGGACCACUCGAUGUCAAAGUGGUAUUGA